CACGUGGCCUGUUGGGCCGAGGGCGCGCCGUGAGCGCGCCGCCGACGAGACCGGGAGCGCCCGUGGUCGUGGUGGGCAGACAAACCGGCCCAAAAGGGGUGGCGUAGACCGCGCAACCGGCUAGCGUUGUGCGCGGUUUGCGAGUCUGCGGGCUGGUGUGUGCAGCGUCGCACCAGCAGACGGCGGACAUGAGAUAAUAAAUGGGCGGCCGGGUCGCGCGGGCUCGGCUACGCACAACGAGGAUCGCAGGGCUUAGGUAAGCAGCGAGGCAUGAUCUCAGAGCGGAUUGUGGCAGGACGCCCUGCUGCCGCCGCCUCCUACCAUGGCACGCGGGGGCAUCACUCCCUUUCCUCUUGACCCUCCCCGUCCGUCCACCUCCACACCCAACGCCAGCACCAGCGCAGACCAGCCAGCCAGCCCGACAUCCACCGCACGCCCCCCGUCCUUCUCUCUCCCCCAGCCCGUCCAGCGGCUCCUCGACUUCGGCGUAGGCACCCCAGACCGCGACCGGGACAUGGUCCCGACGCGCUCCAAGAGCCUGGCGACACCCCGCACCCCCGCAGAGCAGCCCCCGCUCCUCACCGUCAAGCUCUCCGGGCCCUCCUUCCUCGACACCAUUAUCCGCGACACUGUCACCAAGGAUCCGCUCUACAUUGUCGAGACUUCGCGCGAGAUGACCCACGUCUAUCGCCUUGACGCGAGCCGCCGCGAGGCAGGCAAGGCCGCGUCGAUCCAAUGGCCCCAGACCGUCUCGCAGUCCAGCAAGGGCAAGGGCCGCUCCGGGAAGAGCAUCCAGAUGAGCAAUGGUAGCUGGAGGGAUGCCGAGGACUUCCUCAAGGUCGGGGCGCUGGGCAAUCUUGCGAGCAGGAAGUUCAGUCUCCCCCACUAUCCCCACACACUCAAGUGGAAGCUUAUCCCGGGCGAUUGCUACGUGUGCGGAACCUCCGGCCUUAAGGGACCAGUCGCUGUGCUGGAUGCGGCGACAUUGUCUGCACCACCACGUCUCCGCAUUUAUCAAACCCUCACCACGCCAGACCUCGCACGAAAUCAGCAGAACCAUGCCGGCAUCCCGUUCCUGCUGUUGGACUACCUCGUUGUCACAUCUCUCCUCCUCACAACCACUACCCAAGAGUGGCUAGACCGCCCCGCGGACGCACACCUUCCGGGUAGCAGCUCGCGCGCAGUCAAGAAAUGGCUCGCCCUUAUCCACCCGGACCGGAUCGACGAGUCGCAGAAAGACAAGGAGAAAGAGAAGGAGCGAGACAAGGAGGAUAGGGAGGGCAGUAGCCCCGGUGGGACGCUGGGCCCGGGGAGCAGCAUCGAUGGCUCGACGCCGGUGACACCGUCGAGCAGCCGAGGAGCGCGGGUCUGGGAGGCCCACAUGUCGUGGUCGUCGGGAAGCGGGUCCGGUGGCAGCGAGACCGUCAUCUCCCCGUCAACGCCGGGGACAUCACUCUCAUCGCAUUCGGCGCACCACCUCCCUCCGCGGUAUUCGGGCUCGCAUCUUAUUGGGAUGCAUAGCAUGGACCAUAGCCAGACGCAGUUCGCGUACGGGCCGGAUAUGAGUAGGAGCUUCCAGGAGUCGAACGUGCAACCCCCGCAACGACGCUUCCAGGUGACGAAUCCCGAGCCAGCGCCAGAUUACGAGUACGACAGUGCGCCGGAGUCGUAUCCCCAGCCUCAGCAACACGUCGCCGCGCCCGCUGCUGGUAUACCUCUGGAUGCGUCUCCACGCCCAUCGACUUCGUCUCAUCCGUAUGCGUACGACUCCGACCCGCGUCCAUCCACAGGGUCAUCUUUGUCCUCCUUGAACGCCACCGCCCCGACUCCCACCGCUGCUAAUCCUGGGCCUGUGCCUACUGGCAGCGUACGACGACCGCCACGACAGUUGCCGCGACCGCCCGUCCUACAAGACCCGUACACGUACCACCAGCAGCAGCAAAAUAGUCUCGGUCUCAGCCAACUGCACGACCGCCAACGAGUAGCGUCCACCCCGCCUUCAUUCAACCCUGGCCUUCCUUUGCAGAUCCCUCCAUACAUGAACUCGCUCGCACAGGGCACCAGUUCCCCCUUCACUCCCGCCCACCCCUCCGCCCGCAGUCUCGCUCGCCGAAGUCUCGGCGGCCGGCCAAUCCCACCGCCACCCCCGCCGCCCUCAGACACGCUCCCGCUGCCGCUCCCGCCGAAGCUGGCUGCGGAGUAUGCGAACACGUCUGGUGCGGGUCCGUCCAACGCGGGCGGCACGCUCGCCGGCCAGAUGCGCGGGAUGGCGAUAUCGCCGCCGCCGCAGCAGCAGCAGGCGUACUACCCGUCGAGCGCGUACGGGUCGCCGCCGCCGGAUACGGGCAGCCAUGUGGAUGCGGGACGGGUGCGCGCGUCGUUUGCGCAUGUGUCGAGGGAGGCGGAGAGGGAGAGCGUGUAUGAGAUGCCGCCGCCUGCGUAUGAUGCGAUCGACUUUGGGCUGAGGCUGCCCGGGCAGGCGCAACGAAGGGGGCAAUAGUCGUGGAUGGCUCCAUGAUUAUGCACCCCGGUCAAUAUGGGCUGGUCGUGGAUGACACGAGACACGAUCCAGCCCAACCCGCUGCCCUGGCUCAGGCGCAGGGAUC
Messenger RNA from Rhodofomes roseus, 2606 nucleotides. RefSeq lists its product as uncharacterized. The coding region runs from base 323 to 2500 and encodes 725 amino acids. The record is from RefSeq and is a predicted model, not a curated record. The transcript is spliced from 3 exons. Lineage: Eukaryota; Fungi; Basidiomycota; Agaricomycetes; Polyporales; Fomitopsidaceae.